CGGAGAAGAGACUUCACUUGAGUCACUCUCAGAGAGUGAGAGGCAGAGGAGCCUGAGCAUCCUUGCUGCGCACCCCCCACGGCGUUUCCACCCUCCCCAGAGUAUCCACCAGAACGGCGUGUUUCCAUAGGACCCCAGACACAGUGACCCUGCCACAUCUCUCUCCCCAUCCAUCCAGCAUGAUCUUCAGCACCGCUGUGGUUCUGGGGGCCACUCUGGGCAGCCUGUCUGGUGUGCUUACUCUCUGCUGGCUCUCGUACCUUUGCAAGUCCUGCAGGAAAAGCCAGCUGGAGCAGGACAGCGAGCCGGACCCAGAGAAGGUGACACGCAGCAUCCUGCAGUCUGCUCACCAGUUUAUUGUUAAAAAAUCAACAGAGUCCAUCCAGCCACGGACAUUGCUGAAAUUCCCCAAACUUUACAAGCCCAAGCCAUCUGUCACCUCCCCAGAGGUGAUCACUUAUCCCAGUUACACUGUGAAGACAAAAGAGAAGCCACUGGCAGAAACACCUGCCUCUGCCUGGCCUGACUCUGGUAACCUAGCAACAGAAGGAUCUGAGGAAGUCUUCCUCAUGCCUAAGCAAGAUUCCACUGAUGACACCCCCUCAGCUACAGAGCUGAACCCUGAUUUGACAAAAAGCUCCUCUACGCUCCGUCCUAAACUGCACUUCUCCCUCACCUACAACUCUGAGAGGAAGGAAUUGCAGGUCACCAUCAUAGAAACGGAGCAUGUGGCAGCAGGGCUGGGCCUUGAAGGCUACGUACUGGGCCGCCUCCACACACCGGCAGAGCUGACAGAGGUCCGCACAGCACCUCGACGACUGACUGAGCAUAUCUGCUGGGCUGAAAGCCUGGCCUUCCCCCUGCCUGGCGGCUACAAGACGGAGGGUGAAGUGGCUUUGUCCCUGCGCAGUUUGGACUGCUUCUCCCAGGAUGUGGACCUGGGGGACAUGAGGUUCAAGUUGGCUGAUGUGGCUAUGAUGUCAGACGCCGACUGCUGGGUCGAACUACAGCCCCCGAAACAGAACACAAGCUCCUCCGUGGGGGAGAUCCUGUUAUCCAUCAGUUACCUCCCCGCAGCCAACCGCCUGGGUGUGGUGGUCAUGAAGGCCAGGGAUCUGCAGUCACACAAACUGAAGGACAUCAUUGACUUAUCAGUGAAACUGACCUUGAAGCACCAGACCACCAAGCUAAAGAAGAAGCAGACACGGCAGGUGAAGCACAAGAUGAACCCAGUCUGGAAUGAGAUGAUGAUGCUGGAGGUCCCCCUUGAGCUACUGGCCAAAUCCAGUGUGGAGCUGGAAGUUCUCAAUCAAGUGAGCCCGGGGACCCUGGACACCCUUGGCCACUGCCAGCUGGGCUUGCAGGCCCACAACACUGGUCUUCAGCACUGGCAGCAGAUGCUUGAGAACCCUCGCAAGCAGUUAGCCAUGUGGCACCCCCUCCACGUUUGAGGUCCCGGCCCAGGCUGAUUCCCUCCACUUUUCCUGACCACCAAAACCAACAGAAUCGGGUGCUCUCCCUUCACAUUCAGUCUGACUCUCUUCAGUUAGUUGGAUUUUAUGGAUUAAUGCUCUGCACAGAAAUAAUUAUUUGCUAUUGAUGGAUAGAGAUGCCAAAUUUAACAAAUUUAACAUGUCUUGGCCCGAUAGCAGCCUGUUCAGGGUGUCCCUUCCCUGCUCUGUAUCUUCUGCCAGGGAACCUAGGCUCAAUGUGAGCCUGUGCUGGAUGUAUGGCUGGAUAUGCUGGUCCCAGUCACUCUCCAUUGAGAGUAAAUGGAAAGUGUUACAGUUACAGUGUAGCCAAAAAUGAUUGGUAUAAUGUGAAAAAUGGUCAAAAAUGGAAAUGAUAUUGAAGAACAAAUUUUAAACAAUUAUGCGUGUUAAGGAAAGAAACAAGAAAAACUUUUAUCCAAAACAUAUUCUGGAAUUGUUCUGGAAUUCCAAUUCUGGAAUUGGCCAUUCAUAGAGUUGAAUGAAUAUGUUACAAUGGGAAUGUUACAAAGUUCCCAGUCAUAAAAGAGAUCAUUUAACACAACCCAUAACAGCAGGUGUUCCAAAUAGGCAGGUAAUUGGGUGCCCUUAGUUUCUACAAGUAGCCCUGGUGGUCAUUUGUAGGGUUAGUUGAGUUUCCCAAAAUGGUCUAACAGGUUUACUAGUUUUGCAUUUUGGUAGCAUAAAGUGAUACCUGGACCCUACAGAGGUUGCAGAGGUAGUGCAAGGAUCCUCCCCUAGGAUGGCGCAGCUAUACAUGGGGUGGUAGAUGUUAUCCAACAGGGAUGACAGCUUAGCCACCAUUCUCCUGUCACUCACACCCUCCACCGGGUCCAGAGGGCAUCCUAGAACAGAGCUGGCCCUCCAGAUCAGCCUGCUCAGUCUCUUUCUGUCCCCAGCAGAGAUGCUGCUGCCCCAGCAGACCACACCAUAAAAUAUUGGCAUGUGUCAUAGAAUACCUCGAAUUGGCAAGUCCGCCACUGACGCCCUGUGCUUUUCACAGAUGAGAGCAGGUUCAUCCUGAGCACAUGUGACAGACGUGAAAGGGUCUGGAGAAGCCGUGGAGAAUGCUAUGCUGCCUAUAACAUUGUUCAGCAUGACUGGUUUGGUGGUGGGUCAGUGAUGGUCUGGGGUGGCAUACCCAUGGAGGGAUGCACAGACCUCUACAGGCUAGACAAUGGCAUCUUGACUGCCAUUAGGUAUUGCCAUUGGGAUGAUGGGAUCCUUAGACCCAUUGUCAGAACUUACGCUAAUGCAGUGGGAUUUUCGGGGAUUCUUUGAGGUCAGCCCUGUAGAUUGAUAAUUUUAAUUUCCAUCAAACAAAGUGGCAUCCGUUUGUUCCUAACAUGUUACCCAGUCCAUAUUAGGAUUGUAUAGCUAUCGAGCAUCAUUUCUUUCCCAGUGAGAUCUAAUGUGUUUAAUUUUUUUGAGCAGUGUAUAUUUAAUAUGGGGUAAAAAAGGACAAGCAGAAUAAACUGAGAUGUAAACUCUUUAUAUCUCACUUCAUAAUGGUUUAUAAGCCUAUAUGAAAUUCUGCCUCUGCAGUCAAUGUGCUCUACAUUAGAAAAGAAUGUGCGUUUGAAAGCGACAUAAUGAUGACGUGUUUCUGAGUGAUACCAAUCAUUUAAUUUACUACUGAAUAUUCCAUUUGAUAAAUUCAGUAUUUACUGAUAACAUUCAGUUUCCAUUUCUCCAUUACAACAGAGUUUUUGUCUAACUCCUAAUUGGUGAAAAAAAUGGGUAUUUUUUGCCUGUUUACCCAUUGUGGACGUGCAACGUCAGCUGACAGGAAACCAUCAUGCUUAUGAAAAAAUAUGCAGAUCUUGAUACCAGGAGCAUCUCUUAGUGCAAAACAAUUAGCUUAAUUCCAUUCGCUAUGAAAAAAUAUAUAUUUGGACAAAUAUCCACAUUCAAUGCACAACUACCAUACUAUGUCAUAUCUAUCAAGGAGUCAGAGUAUGUGAUGUGAUCCUAUUUUGAAUUAAUACUGUUAUACGGCAGCUACAGUUUUACAAACUAUUAUUCAAAUGUGUAGCUUGUGAUAGCUGCCAGAAAGGCUGGUUUACUGGUAAACUGUGAGCAUGUAGGUCUCAUGCUGAAAAUAUACAGUGUUAUUGCAAACCUUCAAAACUCACCGCCAAUUCUAAGCUCAUAUCUAUGACAAUAUAUGUGUGGAUUUUAUUAUGAUAGGGUACCAUGGGAUCUGUAUUUGUUCCUUUCAAAAUAGGUUGUGACUGACAGAUGGUGUUAGAAUGAUGUCUGCAGAGGUGUCUGCGGCACAGAUCCUUCCUUACUGAGUGAAGAAGCUUCUCAGGAGGUUUUUUUCUAAAAAGCCAGCCAGUGUAAUUCUCUGACAAACAGCAGGAAAAUCCUUUAUGGACCUUUGUAUUGACAGAGAUGGAAGUGAGUCUUGUGGAAAAGCAGAGUAUUACUGUAUAACAUUGCAAGUGUUUGACAAUGCAUCAUUUUCGAGUAAACUCUGUUUAGCAUAAACCAAUAAGUCAUUAAAUGUAGGCCAAAGCUCAUUGUAAGUGUUUUCAUCUGGAAUGUAUGACAAUUAAAAAUCAAAA
Molecule: messenger RNA, 4060 nt
Organism: Paramormyrops kingsleyae
Lineage: Eukaryota; Metazoa; Chordata; Actinopteri; Osteoglossiformes; Mormyridae
Gene: syt13
Product: synaptotagmin XIII
Biological process (GO): synaptic vesicle endocytosis; calcium ion-regulated exocytosis of neurotransmitter
Cellular component (GO): plasma membrane; axon; dense core granule
Molecular function (GO): phosphatidylserine binding; calcium-dependent phospholipid binding; SNARE binding
Source: RefSeq, a predicted model, not a curated record